AUGGGUACCGAUAUAGCAAUCAGACUACAACAUGAGACGGAACCUUGCCUCAUGAACCAGAUGGCUGUAUUAUCUGCGAAUGCGAAUGCUAAUGCUAAUGUGGAACAUUGGAAAAAGGAGCUGGAAAUGAUAAAGUGUCCGGAAGCUAGCGUCUUUGGUGCUGGCAGAACCAUCAGCAAGUUCACUGCAGGUGGUCACUCCUGCCACCCUUAUAUGGGUGUACCUAGCGUACCCAGCGUACCUAGUGCUCGGGAUCCUGCAGUAGCGCCAAAGGCUGAAUACUGGGGUAAACCCACUGAUUCCAAUGGUUCGGAUCCCGAUCUCCUGAAAAUUGCCCCAUUCCUCCAAAAUGGCAAUCAGCAAUUAUUGGAUGUAAUUUUCGAUUCACAUUCACCUUCGCAUUCACAUAUUCCUCCCCAAUUGGAUCAAAAUGAUGCCAAUGAUGCCAAUGACGCCGAGAGUUCUGAAGCCAAUACCCAUAAUAAUUCCGGCGGAAAUCCUAAAGAUGCUCUACAACCGUCCUCCAGUUCCAAUGGCCAGGGAAACUCUGGGCGCCAACCUCUUAAGCGGAACAAUAAUGGGGAUCACCCAGACGGACGGGACCAAAAGCGUCGCCGAUCUACGGUGUCCACUUCCGGACGGAAGAAGUCACAGCAGAAGUUUGCUUGUCCCUUUUACCGGUAUGACCCGUGGACACAUUACGGAUGUCUUACUUACGAGCUUCACCGGAUUGGUGACGUCCGACAACACAUCACAAGGAGACACGUACAGGAGAUUAGAUGUCCUCGUUGCGGGCUUGUAUUUGAAGGCGAAAGCACGAACGACAGACUCGCUCAGCAUAUUCAAGAAAUGCGCUGCGAAGUGCGGCUUGUCAAUAAUACCGGGGUGACAGCAGAUCGUCUUGAGGCCAUGAGGACCGUGGCUAACGGCUCGAGCGCCAUUACCGACGAAGAAAAAUGGUACAAGAUCUGGGAUUGUUUAUUUCCGGGAUUUCAACGUCCAGGACCCGGUUCUCCAUACCUGCCCGCAGGUUUUGGUGUCGCAUCGCAUUUUAUCGAAGAAUACCAGCAACAGUUUCUAAGCAGGCUAGAUAUACAGCAGCUCAUCGCACGAGUCGCUCUGGGGCCGUGUCCAGAAGCGGAAAUCAGCGGACACCUAGCGUCAGUAUUUAACGACAUGUCCCUCUUUGCCAGGCAACGUACGGGAGGCCCUGCAAGUAACGGUAUACCCGAAGAUAUACAAACACCUAUACUUUCGAACGGCAAUAUGAGCUUCCCAAUGCUAGCAUACCCGCAACUCCCCCAUCAAAAUCCUAUGAUGGACCCUGAGAAUCAAAUGGGUUCUAUGCAAAUGGACGAUGUUGACCCGUACUUGGUCUGGCAACCACCUAAUUGGUCCAACGAAUGA
Molecule: messenger RNA, 1407 nt
Organism: Daldinia caldariorum
Lineage: Eukaryota; Fungi; Ascomycota; Sordariomycetes; Xylariales; Hypoxylaceae
Exons: 2
Coding region: 1-1407 (468 amino acids)
Source: RefSeq, a predicted model, not a curated record